This is a messenger RNA of Penicillium malachiteum, 486 nucleotides long. RefSeq lists its product as uncharacterized. The record is from RefSeq and is a predicted model, not a curated record. Lineage: Eukaryota; Fungi; Ascomycota; Eurotiomycetes; Eurotiales; Aspergillaceae. The transcript has 2 exons. The coding region runs from base 1 to 486 and encodes 161 amino acids.
AUGUUUGGAUUCAAACUUGAAGAUGAUUCAAUCUUUACAUCCUUUGAAGAAUACGAACUUCAACACCCUGUUCCGAGGAAGGAAGUUGACACAGAUGGAAGAAUGAUCUAUACUAGUAUGUCACAGGAACUCAAGGCACCCAGGAAAAUCAGCGAAGUAAUCCUGGGCAGCUUGAUCAGUGGCACACGACGUUCAUUCAACCUCAGGCUCAAAUAUACCGAGCACCAGACGGUAGUGAUUUUGGAUGUUCCAUGGACGUUUAGCGUCGAUAUUUGGAAUGUGGGCUGUAUGAUUUGGGCCAUCUACGAGAGCGAAUCAUUGUUUUCUGGUAAAGACGCCGAAUUUGAACAAUACCGGAGCCAAGCUCAUCUUGCGGAGAUGAUAAACCUUCUCGGCCCACCACCUAGCCUUCUUGCCCAAGGGGAGCUAAGAGACAAGUUCUUUCCGAGCGAAGGCAAGUUCUUUAUGAUACAUGCAGAAUUUUAG